Molecule: messenger RNA, 582 nt
Organism: Phlebotomus argentipes
Lineage: Eukaryota; Metazoa; Arthropoda; Insecta; Diptera; Psychodidae
Gene: Trs31
Product: trafficking protein particle complex subunit 5
Exons: 1
Coding region: 10-582 (190 amino acids)
Biological process (GO): endoplasmic reticulum to Golgi vesicle-mediated transport
Cellular component (GO): TRAPPII protein complex; TRAPPIII protein complex; TRAPPI protein complex
Source: RefSeq, a predicted model, not a curated record
UUCCCAGAGAUGAGCAUCAACAUUGCCUCCAAUCGUCCGCGGACGAGCAUCCUGGACAAGCCACUGUCGCGUGGGAAGGGCGAAGUGUCCCUCAACUGCUUCGCAUUGCUGUUUUCCGAGCUGGUGCAGUAUUCACAGAGUCGCGUCUACACGGUGGCGGAGCUCCAGAAUCGCCUUCAUGACCUGGGCCAGGAUGUCGGGGUGCGAAUAAUAGAUCUGUACUUUGUGCGCGAGCGCAACUCCAAGCGGGAGACCAAGCUGAUCAACAUGCUGCUGUUCAUCAAGACAACGUGCUGGAAGUGUCUGUUCGGCAGGGAGGCGGACAAGCUGGAGCACGCGAACGACGACGAGAGGACGUACUAUAUCAUCGAGAAGGAGCCACUGGUGAACAAGUUCAUCAGUGUGCCCAAGGAUAAGGGCUCUCUCAACUGUGCCACCUUCACGGCGGGCAUCAUUGAGGCCGUCCUCACCAACUGUGGCUUCCCGUGCAAAGUGUCCGCGCACUGGCACAAAGGCACCACGUACAUGGUGAAGUUUGAGGAUCAUGUCAUCGCCAGGGAUAAGCAGCUUGAGGAGAAGUGA